Molecule: messenger RNA, 2421 nt
Organism: Electrophorus electricus (electric eel)
Lineage: Eukaryota; Metazoa; Chordata; Actinopteri; Gymnotiformes; Gymnotidae
Source: RefSeq, a predicted model, not a curated record
UGUCAUUUACAAACAUUUUAACGUGAAAUAGACAGUCGACCUUCCAGCGCAUGGAUUUUAAUAGCAAAACCGUGCCACUUAUUACAUCUGCCAGGGACAGGGACUUCUUGAAAUCGCUGUACGAGUUUAUUGCAGGUGAAAAGGAGUCCUUAUGCUGUCCAGACGAGGGCUCUGAUGAGCAGCGACACACAGUGUACAGUGCUGCUUUCGAUAAGGUAAUUGACUAUGCCACAUCUUACAAGACGAUUCUGACGGCCAUCAAGAAAGAAUAUGACUGUCUAAUUGCUAGUAUAAAAAAUAAUGACCGUAAGGUCAAAGUUGCUCGUGGAAAACUGAAGACCAUGAUGGCUCAACCCACUUCGCUCAUGUACUGUCGGAGGAGAUCUGUGCAACUGCAAGAGAGGAUUGCAAUAAUUCAGAAAGAUACUGCAGAGGUACAAGCCAAGUUGAAAAGGCUUCAGGAGUUCAGGAAAAAAGAGCCGCCGCCAACACCUGAACCUUCAGACGGCCAGGCACAGGAUCUCGCUGCAAGGAUUCCAGGUCUUACUUUCUGCGAGAUGUUAAACCCAGAAGCUCUAGCUAAGCAUCUGGGGUUCUUGGAGCAAAAGCAAGCUGACCUUCUGAAUAAGAAAAAAAACCAGUACGUGCCGGUACAGGUGAAAGCUGACUUGGAGAUCAAAAUGAGAGCCUAUCUGAACAAAAAAGAUGAACUUGCCUUAGAGAAUGACAAACUGCAGCUUUGUUUUAAACAGUUGACUUUUCUGAAUGAGGCCAUCAGCUCUUGGGAAAAAUCUACCAGUCACCCUCCUCUGUUUGAGUUCCUCUCCUAUGAACUGGAGCGCAUCGCAGAAAUCCAAGGUUCCGCAUUUACUGUCCCAACCACAUUCUCUUUGGGUGACUCCAAAACAGAACAUGUCAUCGCAGAAUUGGUCCUGAUGUUUCUCACCGGAAGGCUUAAUGUGUGUUCUUUUUCAGUCUGUGAUACUGACAGCUGUUUCAUCAACAAUGAUCUGUUGGAAGAGGAUGAUCCUAACACAGUCAAUGAAUCCGAGCUUUUGGUGGAUUACAUCAAAAGGUUCAUGCACAUGUUCGAGGCAGGAGACUAUGAGGCAGCUGCUUUUCACGCUGCCAGGUCCCCUCAUGGAGUUCUGAGGAACACUGAGACUAUGGAGCGAUUCAAGUCCGUCACCGUGAACGAUGGAGGACUUCCUCCGCUACUGCUGUACUUCCAGGCUCUGAUGAUCUCAGCACAACCCGGGAAACAGUUGCUAGGGGAGACGUUGUGUUUAGAGGGCGUACACUGUGCCCUGCAGCAUGGUUACAUCGAUCUGAUUACCUUCUGGGUCACCCAGCACAGGUUGACCUACAGUGAAGAAUUAGGGGAUGUGCUCUGUAGCCAUGGAGACAAGGACCCACGCAUAGCAGACACUUGCUUGGCCCUGGCCCACAUUAUUUACACAACCUGUGGUGUGCUCAGGAAGACAGCACUGUGCAUGUGCAAAAGAGGGUUGACUAUUGGAGCUUUAGAAUUCAUUUACCAGAACAAUUUCACAUUAGAUGACACUAUGUUUGUGCUGAAGGGCUGCCCCAGUCUUACUCUGCUGCAGGGUUUGACUCAGAAGUAUGGCAGUAAGCCAGCACUGCUGUCUGUGGGCUAUGUCUGCCAUUCGCUGCUCAGCUCCUACCUGGAGGACCUUGCCUUCCAACUGCUGGAGAAGAUUAUUGCAGACGGGCCAGGUUCCCUAGAGAAGGCCAUCCUGGAUGACAUGAUGUGCGGUACAGAGAGUUGGAGCGAGAUUGCAGCACGCUGUGAACAGAUGAACCGGCCUCACCUGGCACAGGAGAUUAUUUCUACCUUGUUGUCCCAGGCUGGUGCCGUGUGCCUCUCCCCUGGCAGUGCCAAGCUGAUGGAGCACGUGUUCAUGUAGGGAGCUGGCCACUAGGUGGAGCCCAAGAGACAAGCUUGGUUGAGCACGCUAAAAGAGAACGGGUCUGUUUGUUAAUCUAACAUCUCUCCGAGGCUAGUUAAAUAAUCAUUAUUUUUGUUUAAUGCAGAAAAAUCCAUUUGCAGAUCUUGCAGACUGUAAAGCUGCUUUUGAUAUUUCACAAAAGGCUAAAAACAGGAAGAUGAUCAUGUAUGCAGUAUUUGAUUGCCAUCUGUAUAAACUACUGAGGUAAACACCCUUUUCCCAUCUAUGUUGCCAUUGCUUUGUGAAUAAAGCUAUUGAUAGGUCAGUGUCUGUCUUGUUCCUGUUAUGUUACCGUGUUUGGAGGAUACAGCAGCGGGGAGAGAAGGGCUGCACUGAGCGAUCCAUUUGGAGAAUGAGGGCAAUGUAUCCUAACUUCAGAAAGCACUGCAGACAGCUCGAUUAUACAGGAACACCAGCAAUCUAACCUAUACUUGGGAAAGUUUCACCCAAC